Molecule: messenger RNA, 1917 nt
Organism: Heterocephalus glaber (naked mole-rat)
Lineage: Eukaryota; Metazoa; Chordata; Mammalia; Rodentia; Bathyergidae
Source: RefSeq, a predicted model, not a curated record
CGGCGCGGGCCAGGCGGCGUCAGGGCGGUGACUCCGCGGCUCGGGCAGGGGGCGUCCGCGUGUCCGCGCCCUCGAGCUUAGGCGUCGCCCGGGUCCCCGCACCGCCUGCGCGCCCGGGCGCAGCACAGCAAGAUGCCCCCAUCCCUGUUGGGGAUAGAAUUGAAACAUGGAAAUGAGCAGAUGUGUGAAGAAGGCUGGAAGUUAUUGUGGUCCCUGAGAUAAGGAACUUGGUUUGGACUUCCUAAAACAUCCUUUCACAGUGGCCAAGACCACUUGCUAAUGGGACAUCAGCCAGCUCCUUCCCCCCCACCACAGUGACUUUUGCAGCGUGGAGUGGUGGCCUGGCCAGCAGGCCUCAUCGUCCAUCCAUGCCACCUGUGGUGGGACACGAGGAACAGCGGCUGCCAUGCCUCCCCCUUCCCUGGCCACCCCUUGCCCCCCGUGCUAACCUGCAUGGUGUGGAUGCCUGUGGGACCCCAGAGGACUGACUGUCAGACCUGGCUUCCUACCCCGAGUAACAAGACCCCCAAGAUGUCGCUCGAGUGGCUAGUGGCCUGGCGCUGGUCCCUGGAUGGCUUGAGGGACUGCAUCGCCAGCGGCAUCCAGUCUGUGCGGGAUUGUGACACCAGUGCUGUGGUCACCGUGGCAUGCCUGCUGGUCCUGUUUGUGUGGUACUGCUACCAUGUGGGCAGGGAGCAGCCUCGGCCCUAUGUCUCUGUGAACUCACUCAUGCAGGGUGCAGACGCCAAUGGGGUGCAGAAUGGGUACGUGUACUGCCAGUCACCCGAGUGCAUGCGCUGCACCCACAGCGAGGGCCUCAACCAGAAACUCUACCACAACCUGCAGGAGUAUGCCAAGCGCUACUCGUGGUCUGGCAUGGGCCGCAUCCACAAGGGCAUCCGGGAGCAGGGCCGCUACCUCAACAGCCGGCCUUCCAUCCAGAAGCCUGAGGUCUUUUUCCUGCCCGACCUUCCCACCACGCCAUACUUCCCGAAGGAUGCACAGAAACAUGAUGUCGAGGUGCUGGAGCGGAACUUCCAGACCAUCCUGUGUGAAUUUGAGACCCUCUACAAAGCUUUCUCAAACUGCAGCCUCCCACAGGGAUGGAAAAUGAACAGCACCCCCAGCGGGGAGUGGUUCACCUUUUACUUGGUCAAUCAGGGCGUUUGUGUCCCCAGGAACUGCAGGAAGUGCCCACGGACGUACCGCUUGCUGGGAAGCCUUCGGACCUGUAUUGGGAACAAUGUUUUUGGGAAUGCAUGCAUCUCCGUGCUGAGCCCCGGGACUGUGAUAAAUGAGCACUAUGGGCCCACAAAUAUCCGAAUCCGGUGCCACUUAGGUCUGAAAACUCCGAGUGGCUGCGAGCUGGUGGUGGGGGGCGAGCCUCAGUGCUGGGCAGAAGGCCGCUGCCUCCUCUUUGAUGACUCUUUCCUGCAUACUGCAUCCCACGGAGGUUUGGCCGAGGAUGGCCCACGGGUGGUCUUCAUGGUGGAUCUGUGGCAUCCCAACGUUGCAGCCGCCGAGCGGCAGGCCCUGGAUUUCAUCUUUGCUCCAGGACGAUGAGAAAACUGCCUGUGCAGGAGCUGGUAUGGGGCAGGGAGCCAAGGUGGCCACAGGAUGGUCCAGCCACACCUGAGCCUGGAUUCCAUGCUCAGAACCUAUCUCAUUGGGACCCUCUCCUGGGGAUUUCCUGUCACACGGGAUCCCUCUUUUCUUUGGUUACUGUAAAUGGAAAAUUUUCAGCUUAUAUUUCCUUUGAUUUCUUUUUUUCCUUCCUAUCAUUUGCUCUGGAGAUUCCUUUCUGGCCUACCAGUGCGUCCCUUUGACUCUGUGACCAGAGACUUGGUACCCUUUCCGGUCUUGUUCCAUUGCUACGUGGGUUUUUUCAGUGUUCUGAAAUAGAGUAACCAAACAGUU